Messenger RNA from Paralichthys olivaceus (Japanese flounder), 598 nucleotides. It is a transcript of the gene nop10, whose product is annotated as NOP10 ribonucleoprotein homolog (yeast). NCBI's taxonomy places the organism in Eukaryota, Metazoa, Chordata, Actinopteri, Pleuronectiformes, Paralichthyidae. Gene Ontology annotation, cellular component: box H/ACA snoRNP complex. Gene Ontology annotation, molecular function: snoRNA binding; telomerase RNA binding. The record is from RefSeq and is a predicted model, not a curated record. Gene Ontology annotation, biological process: snRNA pseudouridine synthesis; rRNA pseudouridine synthesis; ribosome biogenesis.
AUACAUUUCCCAGCAUGCCCGAGGGAACCGGAUAUCCGCUGUGACUUCCGGCCGAGCACGGACUUUCGCCGCACGUGUGAGAGAGAAGAAGAGAAAUCGCAGACGACGCGUGUUUUUCGCGAUAGAAGCGAAAUAAUCUCGACGUCGGUUUAUUUCUCCGGAUCCGAGAGAGACGCUUUGUUUCCGUCGCCAUGUUUCUGCAGUUUUACGUGAACGAGAGCGGGGAGAGAGUUUACACCCUGAAGAAGCUGAAUCCUGACGGGCAGCCCACCAGCUCGGCUCAUCCGGCCCGCUUCUCCCCAGAUGACAAGUUCUCCCGACACCGGGUGCUGCUCAAGAAACGCUUCGGCCUCCUGCUCACCCAGCAGCCCAGACCGGUUCUGUGAGAGAGGGAGCAGAGGAGGAGGAGGAAGAGGAGGGGGGGAAAUGGGAUGAAGGUGAAGAUGGGACUUGAGCAGAAAGAGCAAGAAAACUCCAGGCCCAACUUAAAGGGACUGGACAUGUAUUGGAAACCAUCUGUCGUUGAUGCCCAGAAACUUUUUUUUUUUGUACCUUGUUUUGUUUUCAUGCUGAAUAAAUGAUCUGUUGAUGGACGGCA